GUUUCUCGAUCCUUAUUUAGAACAGAUAAACAGGGAGGUGGAAUCUUACCUGUCGAUUUGGUGCAAAUGGUGUAAUUGCAAAGGGAAGUUGGGAGUACAGCUCGAUAAGGCGUCGAGCAAAAUCACGAGCAGCCAAGAAAGAAGAGAAGAAAUUGUUGCAGAACAGGAAACAAAAUCAUGGGGAGUUCCGAUCCCGACAAGCUAAUGAACAAAGCCGAUAAAUUAACAAAACUCAGUAUGACAAGGUGGAGUGCUGAUUGGAAAAGUGCUACUGAACUCUAUGAGCAGGCUGCGAAUGCGUAUAGGGUUCGAAACAACCGUGAGAACGCAAAGAUUGCGUUUGAAAAAGCUUCAAAAGGGCAAGAGAUGCUCUCCUCACCCUGGGAUGCUGCUAAGCAUAUGGAAUCUGCAGCUGCUCUUGCAAAGGAACUGGGUAACUGGACUGAAGUUGCUGACUUUUAUAGAAGGGCAUCCGAGUUGUAUAUUUUGUGUGGAAGAUCACAACCUGCAUCUGAUGCUUUAGCAAAGGGUGCCCGUGCUUUGGAAGAUAGCAUGCCAGAUCAAGCUAUCACAUUAUUCACUGAUGCCUGUACACUUCUUGAAGAGGAUGGCAGAGAACAAAUGGCCUUUGAUUUAUAUCGCGAUGCCACAAGUGUUUUUGUAAAACUAGAGAAAUAUUCUGAUGCUGCAGAACUGCUGUUGCGAUGGGGUUUGGCAGCUGAUAAAUGCAAUGCUUCCCAUAGCCAGGGCAAGGCAUAUCUUAGUGCCAUCAUUGUUUACCUUUACGCCCACGACUUCAAACAAGCUGAGAAGUGCUACAAUGACUGUUCACAAGUUGAUGCCUUUUUGAGAACUGACCAAUACCGUGCUGCUAGUAAGCUAGUAUCUGCUUAUAUGGAAGGUGAUGUCGAGGAAAUCAAGCGUGUGGCUCAGUCAAGCACUAUAUCUCAUCUUGAUCAUGUGAUUAUCAGGCUUGCUAGAAAACUGCCUACAGGUGAAGUGAGUGCACUGAAGACCGAUGCAAUGAAGGAGCAAGAAGAACCACUGGAUGAAAAUGACCUCACAUGAUUUUUGGAGUCAUUAACUCGCCUAUAUUUUCGGAACUUCUUUUUGAAAUAAUGGUUUUGUCUUGCAAUUAUAGAGUGCGAUUGCUUCUUAAGAGAUUUGUGUAUUAAAAAGUCAUCUCAUACGUGGUUUUACAAGAGAAUCAAUUAAAGACUAUUGAACAGCUGGAGUUCUGUUUGCCAGUUGCUGAUAGCACAAGCCUUGGAGACAUGUACAUAUAAACAUGGAGAAGAGUGACAAAUUUCGGUUCUGAUUUUCCCCUCGUGUA
Momordica charantia (bitter melon) is the source of this 1333-nucleotide messenger RNA. RefSeq names its product gamma-soluble NSF attachment protein (gene GSNAP). Gene Ontology annotation, biological process: intracellular protein transport. The record is from RefSeq and is a predicted model, not a curated record. Gene Ontology annotation, cellular component: vacuolar membrane; SNARE complex. Gene Ontology annotation, molecular function: syntaxin binding; soluble NSF attachment protein activity. NCBI's taxonomy places the organism in Eukaryota, Viridiplantae, Streptophyta, Magnoliopsida, Cucurbitales, Cucurbitaceae.